ACUUGUAAACAUACAAACAAUACUCACCUUCUAAAACUCUAAUAAAACUUCGAAAGACUAUAUCUUGGAAUCCAAGAAAUUUCCAAAAAUGUUAAGCUUUUCAAGUCAAAAUGACUUAUGUGGCCGUCGGUGUGUGUGGGUCAACGGCCCUGUCAUAGUCGGGGCCGGACCCUCUGGGCUAGCUGUUUCAGCUUGCCUUAGGGAACAAGAAAUUCCAUUUGUUGUCAUUGAACGAUCCGACUGCAUUGCUUCCUUGUGGCAAAAACGCACCUAUGACCGCCUCAAACUUCACUUGCCGAAAAAAUUCUGCCAACUUCCUAAGCUACCUUUCCCCGAGGAGUACCCCGAAUACCCAACAAAGAGACAAUUCAUCACAUAUCUCGAGAACUAUGCACAAAAGUUUGACAUCAAGCCACAAUUCAAUGAAUGCGUUCAAUCUGCUAAGUACGAUGAAGCCUGCCAUCUCUGGCGGGUUGUGACCGUUUCCACAAACGGGUCAGGCCCGGCUGAAACAGAGUACAUUUGCCAAAUGCUUGUAGUAGCAAGCGGAGAAAAUGCCGACGGAGUAGUACCCGAGAUCAAUGGACUAAAAGAAUUCUCCGGUGAAGUCAUUCAUGCAAAAGAUUACAAGUCCGGUGAGAAAUACAAUGGAAAGAAAGUAUUAGUCGUCGGAUGUGGAAAUUCCGGCAUGGAAGUCUCUUUGGACCUCUCAAACCACAAUGCCAAACCAUAUAUGGUUGUUAGAAGCUCGGUUCAUGUUUUGCCUAGAGAAAUUAUGGGAAAAUCUACAUUUGAUCUAGCCAUGAUGCUAAUGAAAUGGCUACCACUAUGGCUAGUUGACAAGCUUCUAUUAGUCCUGGCAUGGUUCAUUCUUGGAAACACACAAACUUAUGGAAUCAAAAGACCAUCUUUAGGCCCAUUAACACUCAAAAACAAACAUGGAAAGACCCCGGUUCUAGACAUUGGUGCACUCGAAAGAAUUCGGUCAGGAGAGAUCAACGUAGUCCCCGGGGUCAAAAGAUUCAACUCGAGCUCAGUCGAACUAGUCAAUGGCGAAACACUCGAUGUCGAUUCAGUUGUUUUGGCAACUGGGUAUCGUAGCAAUGUCCCAUAUUGGCUUCAGGAAACUGAUUUCUUUGCUAAAAAUGGAUUCCCAAAGACCCCAUUUCCCAAUGGUUGGAAAGGAAAGUGUGGAUUGUAUGCAUCAGGUUUUACAAGAAGAGGACUAGCUGGUGCAUCUGCUGAUGCUAUUAAAAUUUCUGAAGAUAUUGCAAAAGUAUGGAAUGAAGAAUUAAAUCAGAAAAAAUUGAAAGUUCCUACACAUAGAAGAUGCAUCUCUACAUACUAGUUUUAAAACUCACUUUUUUGGGGGUGUAGGAAUAUUAGAUUAAUUUGUGGAGUGUAAAAAUACAUAUAUAUGUGUAAAAACAAGAAGGGAUGUAGAGAUAGCAUAGAUGAUGAGUAGCACUAAUCACCAUAAAGCCCAAAAUUUAAAGGAAAAAAUAUAGAAAAAAAUGUUUGGGCAUUUUGUAUACUUUAGGAUGAUUAGGCUAACUUUGUAAUCUAUUUUUUGGAUUGUUUUAUAAAUGGAAAUAUUGAUUAAUUAUAA
Molecule: messenger RNA, 1609 nt
Organism: Erigeron canadensis
Lineage: Eukaryota; Viridiplantae; Streptophyta; Magnoliopsida; Asterales; Asteraceae
Product: probable indole-3-pyruvate monooxygenase YUCCA5
Exons: 3
Coding region: 89-1348 (419 amino acids)
Biological process (GO): auxin biosynthetic process
Molecular function (GO): flavin adenine dinucleotide binding; NADP binding; N,N-dimethylaniline monooxygenase activity
Source: RefSeq, a predicted model, not a curated record